Messenger RNA from Sapajus apella (tufted capuchin), 2979 nucleotides. RefSeq names its product homeobox protein cut-like 1. Lineage: Eukaryota; Metazoa; Chordata; Mammalia; Primates; Cebidae. The transcript has 5 exons. Bases 8 to 631 code for a protein of 207 amino acids. The record is from RefSeq and is a predicted model, not a curated record.
GGAGGAGAUGCUAACGGGGGGGGGGAGCGGGGGAGGGGGCGGCGGCGGGGGCGGGAGGGGGAAGGGGCCGGCGGGAGCUGCUCUCGUCGGCUCGGCGGUCGCGGCGCCCGCAGUCUGGAGGCGCACCGGAGCGGCCGGGGCGCCCCCCGCGGGAGCCCGCAGCCACCCGGGACGCGCAUCCAGCCGUGGCGCUUCGGGCCGGGCACGCUGCGCCCAGGGGCUCCGCGAACCCCGCGCAGCCGCCGCUUCGGAGCUUGUGCCGCGCGGGCUGGCCGGCGGGGCGGCCAGGGCCCGGCCCGCCUCCCCAGCGCCCGCCCGGCUUCUCCCCCUGGCGGUGGGAGCCUCGGCGGCCGCCGGCGACACUAGGCGCACUGGAGCCCGAGCCGAGCCGAGCCCGAGCCGCCGCCGCCGCCGCCGCUACUGCGCGCUGCUCCCGGGCUCCCUCCCAGCGCGCGGGCCGGGGUGUGGGGGACGGCGGGCUGGAGGGGCGAGGGCGGGCCAGGGGGCGCACUCGGGGGUUGGCGCCGAAGACCGGACCCUCAGCCGCGAGGGCCCCCUAUACAGGAGCCGUGCACCCCAGAUGAGGAGCUCGUGGCGGAAGGAGGAGGAGGAGCAGGAGGCCCUCUCUUGAAGACCCUCACGCUGUGACCCAGCUCAUUUGUUUAAAUAUUUAUCCUCACGUCAGCAGCUGUACUUUUCAGCUCAGUGGAACAAGACGCCUAAGCAAGGUCCAGUUUCCCCAAAAGGCUGGGGGCAAAGUGGAAGAGAUGAGGAUUUUAUUGACAGGGGACUUGGGAGAGAAGAGGCCAGGGAACCUUCCUAAGUGGAGAAUGAAACUCAAAAAAUCUCUACAAAAAGACUAGGGUGGCUAGAGGCUCACGAUCGCAGGCUUAGGAGAAAGAGACUGGAACUCCAUCAACUUUAUUUCUCUCCCCCUGCCUCGCCUUCCCCCAGCUCUGAGGAAGCUAACAGGUCUUUUGUUUUGUAUUGUGUUGCCUUUGGGAAAUUUGCAUUGAGUAUGUCAACAGAAAAUUACUACUGUUUACUGAAAGUUAAAGGGAUUGCAGAAAGAGAAAACAUAGUUUUUACUUUUCCUCUUCUUUGUACGCGUGUGUGUAUUUGGCAAGAAGUGUAGUUAGGUUCAUGGCUUGAACUACAACACGUCAGGUUGCAACAAUGACUGUAGAGCUGCCUAGGUGUAUUUUUAGAAGCCGCUCUUUCUUGAAUUCCUUUCACACAAGUCUUGCUCUCUCAUUAAGUCCCCAGAAAUAAUUUUAUUUAGAGAGAAGGAAGCUAUGGAAGCAGGAGGGAGAUUGCUAAGAUUUCCAUCCUGCCAGCGCACAGCACUGUUUGCAGGGAAGUUCCUGGAAAGUGAUUGUGGGCUGAGAAUUCAGUUUUUCCUAAAAGCUCUGUUAGGUCCUGUUGUGUCAGAUGGCUAUGAAUAAAGCACACUGGGAAAAUCCUGAUAUCCGUGCAUUCUUAUUUUAUCUUUUACACAGUGGCUGAUUCGACUUUCAAGCCCUGGUGACAAACACAUCAACUGUGCUGUAUUUUUGUGUGCUUUUUCUAAAUAAAGGAGAAUACAGCAUGUAUUCAUGCUGCUUUUUUCCCCCUAUCAAUGGUUACUGAAUUCUCUGGAAUUUAUUCAUCUUUUAAUGCAUCAUUUUAUGCAGAGACCAUAAUUCCAAACAUAUAAGAAUUUUUUAAAAUUAUGAGUUAGGGUUUUUUAGAGAACCUACCCUCCUUUUAAAAGACACAAUGCCCACCACAACUCCUAGUUCUGUAAAGCAAAACAAAAAUGUAUAAAUGAUUGUAAUGAGCAAAACAUAGUAAAACGUUUUCCUUCUUGGAUCACUUUCUGCCCCCACAGGUCCCAGGAGACAUUAAAUCCUCCUGCCUUAAUUUACCAAAAUGCUGAAUUUCCUAACCAGUAACAAUUUCUGUGUCUGAGAAAGACAUCAGGUUUGGAAUGGAAAAAAAAAACCACAUUCUCAGUAUUUAAUUACUGCUUAACAGUAAUUUAUGGUAGCAGGCAGUUGAUUUUCCAAUUCUGAAAGCCUGAAAUGAAGCUGAACAGAAAUUUGAAAUUUUUGAAAAAGAUUUGGUUUUCUUCUUUUUUACACACUUGUAUACUCAUCUGCUCCCCCAAGUUAUCAGCCAAGCCCAUAUAACUGAAAGUAUGAUAUGGUCCCCUGAGUUGAACCAAGAGAACAUUUUGCCCCUCAUUUUUUGAAUUUGCUUUUUCCUCUAAAUAGUCUUGUAUAGAGAGCUCAUGGGCUUUAUUGGAAUAUAGCAUUAUGUAAUUCUGGGUGCAGUGCAUUAAAUAACAUGUUUGAUAAACUCUUACGUCAGCCUUACACCUCCGCAUAGUAGGGAUUUAUUAAAUAUUAAGAUGUUAAUAAAAUAUUGUCGUUGGCCACAAAUUUCAUAGCACAAGGCUAAGAUCAUUUUUUCAGAAGAAAGGGGCAUUUAAUCCAAAAGUUACUUGGUUGUUACGGUCUGAAUGUUAGCGUUCCCCAAUAUUAGGGCUCAUAUAUUAGAAACUAAUAUCAAAAGUGAUAGUAUUAAGAAGUAGGGCCUUUGGGAAGGGAUUAAGUCAUGAGGUCUCCACCCUCAUGAGUGGGAUGAGUGCCUUCAUAAGACAGGCUGAGUCUAGCUACCUUGCGCCUUCCACUGUGUGAGGACACAGCAACAAAAGUGCCAUCUGUGAAGCAAGGAGUGAGCCUUCACCAGACGCUGAAUCUACUGGUGCUGUAAUCUUGAACUUCCCAGCUUCCAGAAUGAGCCCCUUGGUGACCAGGCAAAAUGACAGUUCUCUCCAGCUGGUUCUCAGAUGGGCACAUCUAUUAGCCUCUGCUCUCGGAAGAAGUUAGCUGCAGAACCCGCAUGUGAAUCCUUAUAGGACUCUGGAGAAGAUCAAAUGGGAGCUUGGAUGUGGAAGCUCUUUGGAAACCGAGAAGCACUCUAUAAAUGAAAAGG